Saccostrea echinata is the source of this 5103-nucleotide messenger RNA. RefSeq names its product autism susceptibility gene 2 protein-like. The record is from RefSeq and is a predicted model, not a curated record. The transcript has 16 exons. Bases 190 to 3339 code for a protein of 1049 amino acids. Lineage: Eukaryota; Metazoa; Mollusca; Bivalvia; Ostreida; Ostreidae.
AUUGAGUUGUUCGGCCAUAUUGUAUUUGUUCCGCCAUUAGAAAGAGUGGAUGUGUUUUGACUUUACUUCGAUAUGGAUUCCUGUUUAUGUUAUGUUUGAUUGGAGUUCAGAUGUCCCUUCCUCAUUAUCUAUUGACUAUUACAAGUCAAUUAACGAGGAUGACUUUUGCCUCCUGACUAGGAUUUUCCGAUGGAAGGCGAUCAAAGAAAACAACAGCGCUUCACAAAACGCCGCGAAAGAGUGCACAGUAAGCUAGACCCGGACGGGGGCAAAGAUGAGAUGGACAGUUCUCCCUCUCGGUCGGAUAGCGACAAACCCAGGGCCAAGCCACCUCGACGACGGAGGAACCGUUCCCAUUCUCAUGAUGAAGACAUUAUUGAUGGAUUUGCCAUCCUAAGUUUUAAAUCUUUAGAAGAUUUGAACAACUUGAUGAAACCCUCGAAAACCAUUGAACAGAAAGACAAAAAGAAUGAUUUUGUUAAAAGAAAGAAAAAGAAGACAAGAAUAAAGCCCUGUAGACCUUUAUCACCUGCCCUGAACCAUCGAUUCAGUGACAAUUCCUCAGUACACAGUCCGUACAGUGACAGGACGGAAGAAUUCUCAGACCAGCGGUCAGGAUGUCGCGAUGGAGGACUGAGUGAUGUCAGUACCCAUUCAAGCUCUGGAAGAGGAUAUUUGUGUGACAGUGAAAGUGGAGAUGAACGGGCAUCUAAUGCAAGUUCAGAUUUAUUUUCAACAUUGAACCAUAAUCGAGAAUGUCCUGCCCCUUCCACCACUUCCUGCAGCAGUCCCUGCUCUACACCAAUCACAUCCACUGCAUCGUCACAGACAGAUAGUGGUAUAACCACGGCAACUGUUACUACGACGACCGCAGUCAGUGCAUAUACCACUGCCACAGAAACCAACCCUACAGCUUCUACCACCACCACCACCAGUUGUACUGUUGGAACCACGACAACCAAUUCAUCUGUGAUAGCUAAUGGACCUUUGAUUACAUCAAAAGAGAAACCAAGGUCACCCAUCUCAUCAAAACCAGUUGAUUCUAGAUCCCCUCAUUUGAAGAAACCAUUUCCGAGAGCCUCCAGUGACACACUUCUGCACAAGGACCAGCACAAAUUUUCUCCCUCUCCCGUACGAACCCCUCGGAGGGAGGACCCUAGAAGUGACAAAGACUUUCCUUUGCCACCAAGUUUUGGAUUUUCCAAGCCCUGGCAUAGUGGUAGUACCCCCCAUCUUCACAAUCCCUACACCCCUGUGACCCACUCCCCAGGGAUACCUCAGUUUGGUCUGCAUUCCAGUACUGCCGGUCACAGUUCUUCAUUCUCCAGCCUGCCCCCCAGUCCCCUCCAUAAUCUCCUCCCUCCCCCAGGGCCUCAAAGUAUGUUUGCAGCUCCCCUGCCUCCAGGGGCUGCCAAUGGUUCUUUGACAUCACCACACACAAUAGGAGGAGCCGGUUUGUCAGCACAUGCUUCCCCAGAGUCCAUGUCCCUGGCUAGUCAAGAAAUUUUGCGUGAGGAACUAAAUCGACGAUUUUUGGCAGCCCAGGAGCGGACGAGUCUCCCUGUUAUUGGCUCUACACCGUACGGUCGUGCGGACAUCCACCAACAUCAGCACAUGCAUCAACAUCAACACCAGCACCAGCACACACAUCAACACAUGUUUGCCCUGCCAGGUCUUACUGGGUCAUUAGUCCCCUCCCCAGCCCCACAUUUGUAUGACAAGGUCCCAAAACCAUUUGAGUCAUCAUUUUAUAGAGCGACUCCAGGCUUGCUGGGCUAUCCAAUGGUGCCACCUCUUGUUCAUUCAGGAAGUUCCCUCAAUUCCAGUUCAUCGGGAGCUUUUCAACCAAAGAAAGUAGCUGGUGGCCUGUUACAUCCCGGUCAGCUGAUCCCGACCCUGAGAGAGCAAGAGAAAGUCCCUCCUUCAGCUGCUUCUCUGCCCCACCACAAAAAAAGUGGGAAGUGGUGCACCAUGCAUGUUCAGAUUGCCUGGAAGAUCCACCGCCACCAGCAGGAAAGUUCUGAAGUCUCCAAAGGAGGGGAGGGGAAAAGUCUGGACCCCCUACAGUCGGGCCGGAAUCUGUCCAGUAGUAGUCUCCACAGACCCACUGAUCUGUCCACACCAUCCUCACUGCUAGGUAUGGGUAUGAGCUCAUUCCCUAGGCCCUCACCUUAUCCAUUCUCCAGUCAUGAAGGUUUUGGUGGAUUAGGAAGAGGUGGAAGUCCAUUUGGUACCCCAGGUAGGGAAAUACCCAAAAUUCCAGGUAUAGCUUCACCACAGGAGUGGAGUCGCCUGCAUAGAUCUUCCCCUUUGUUUUCUGGAUCACAUUGGUCCAAACCAGAUGAGAGGGAAAGGGAGAUAGAGAAGGAAAAGGAAAGAGAGAAAGAAAGAGAAGUGGUGCUAGGACUGGACAGACGAAGGGAAGAAAGGGAAAGAGAAAGGAGGUCAAGUGAUAGAGAACGUCGGGGAAGUGUUGAUUUAGAACAGUCUAAGGACAGACCAUUUAUUGGUGGAGAUGUGCGACAUCCUCACACAAUCUCCUCCCAUUCCAGGUCACGAUCAAGGUCACCACUUGUGGGAGGCAGAGUGGGCUCUGCCAAAUCAGAUUCUAGUUACAAUCGUGAUGAAAAAGACAUCAUUAAAGUGAAGGAAGAAAAAGUGGAUGAACCAGAGGUCUCUGCACUGGACAGAGACAAAUUCAGACCAGAUUAUUUACUUGGUGCAUCUAACUUAAUGGACCGUUCAAGGCUUCUGGGUGGGCCUUCUCAAUUUCCUUUUGGUGCAGAUAGGAUUCCCCCUCCCCAAAGUUUAUGGGGAUCCCAGGAGAAGAGUUUAAUGGACUUCACUAGUUACCACAGUCUCCAAUUCCAAAGAGAAAUGGAACAGGAGCGGGAACGUAUGCUGCGAAGACUGCAGCCACCAUCUGUGGGUCUGUAUGACCCUGAGAGAGUUCGCAAGGAUGAAAUUCUUCUCCAGGAAGAAAGACUGAGGCGCGAGUACUUUGAUCGCUUACCACAGUUUGAAAGGGAGCGUUUUGAAAGAGAAAAGUUAGCCUUGGAAUCUAGCAGGCUAGGCCAUUCUAGACAUUUUGAUCCACUGAGAGCUAGUGGUCAUUUUCCAAGAACUAUGAGUCCUCUUGUGAGUCACAGUGGGCUAAAAGUAGGCUCCCCUGCUUUACUGCAAGGACCUCCCCCUCCACUAAUUCCCUCCUCUUCAACCCCCACCAACAGAAGUCAUUCAAAUUCACCUGCUAUGACUAAGCUUAAACUCCCGAGCAAUUCUGAUCUGGACAAGAGAGACUCUUAUUCCAGUUCUAACUUAGAUGGACAUGGAAGGUAGCAGAUGAGUCCUUAAUAGAUCUGAUUUUAUUAACUUACUAUAAUCAGAGGUCAAUCAACUUUAUUUUUUUUAAAUCAAAGUUUGUCUGCCAGCUAUUAACUUUAUAGUUUUUUUUUUCACUUCUCACAAAUUCUUGUGUUAUUUUGAUAUAUGUAAGAUGUGACACCCCCUUCCCCAUUUUUUUCUGGGUGGGAUGUUGAUUAUGUUUGCUUGAUAGAAGAGCCAAAUCUUUCAAAAUUAGAUAUUGAUAAAUUGGAAAUUAUUGUACUAAUUUUGUGUUUUUUAAUAGAACCUCUGAACUGUAUUUAUUCAAAACAUUUCAGCAAGAGUGGGGUUAAAAUAUAGAAUAAUUUGGUUUUCACUUGGGGGAAAAAGUAUAGGAAAGUAAGAUUUUUUUCUUCUCCUGAACAAUAUUCUAGUAAAUAGUUCAGAUAAAAAUUCAGUGGUGGUACUGAUUUGAGUUCACAUUCUUAGUAAGACUAGAUCAGGUGAGCUCUGUGGCCCUUAGGCCUCCUUUUAUUAUAUCCCAGUGUGUGGCAGCUGUUCAUGACAAACAUUAGUUUUUCCUAAAGAUCUCUUAUAUACUACUCAAAUUGUAAAUUCGACUUAUUUAUGGACCGAGAGUCAUGAAGUUACAAAUUUAUACCUUUCUUUUUGUGAAAUUUUGUACUUAGUUUAAUAUUCAUAUGUAUCUAAAGUGCAUGUGGUUUUCUGUGAUGUUGAAUUUGAUUUCAUGAAAUAGUAUUAAUGUUUCAAGUUAAAAGUUAAGGUCUAUGUACAAUUCAUGUACAUGUCUCUUAUCAUCUUCAUCUUGCAGUUUAGUCCAUGGAAUAAAAAAGGUUUUAAUAAAUAUGCAGAAAAGGUUACAGCUUGUUAAAUGCAUUGUUUGCACAGUGUGGUAAACAAAUUGCACAUAUGAUUUGUCUUAUUAUGGAAAGUCUAUAUAUAUAUUUUUUAAUAUGUAUACAAAACAAUCUUAUAGCAAAGCUUAAUGCAAUAUUUCAUACAAACCACAUUUUUAUACCAGUAGCAUCCAAUGCAAUACUUCUUUGCCUCCUUGCAACAUAGUUGCCAGGGGUUUUCAAUAUUUUAUGUACAGAUAUAUAUAUAUGUAAUGUACAGGUCAUGAUUUUUUUUAAAAUACAUGUAAUAUGUUAGAUUUAGAUUUUUUUUCAUUAAGAUUUGGGGUAUUAUAACUGUAAAUUGCUCCCACAUUUUCUCAAAGCAACAAAUGACCCAUCCAUCUACAAGAUGAUGUGUGUUGUAGAAUAAAUUGUUAACUUUUGCUGGACCUGUUUAUUUCCAGUAAAUGUAAAGGUAUAGAACAAGCCAUGUUGAGCUUGCUGGUCAAGCUUCUUCAAACAAAAUAAUUUAUAAAUUUAUAGAAGGAAAAUAGAUCCUAUGUUGAUUUAAGGUUUGCUCUCAGCAAAUAAGUUACACACAAAUAGACUGUUACUUAUACAUCAGUACAAGUACAGGUAGACUUUCUCCCAAUAGAAUCAGGGUUAUUUGUAGUCUGAUGCAAAUUAAUAUAUCAGAUAUCAAAUCAAAGAGUUUUAAUAUAUUGUUAGGUCUUAAAGAAUGAAGUUGUGCUUACUAUCAGAUUUACAAAAUGGUGGUCAUUAAAAUUUCCUCUGUGUAAAUAUAGUGUACUGAUAUUACUUUUAUUGGUGUUUGCAUAUACACAAUUACAUGUCAGUAUAUAAUCACAAACGUGUUCAGUUUUUACAAGCUGAAACCAAAAUAAAAUGUGAAAAAAGAAAA